AUAAGUGAAAAGAAAGUGAUUUUGAUUCCUUGUUCUUUCUCUUGUGUCUAUUUGUAGGAAGUAAAAUAAAACCGAUCCAAACACAAUGGUGCUAUACCGUAUUUCAUCGCGUAAAUUGCCAGAAGCUCAGAAAUUGAAUGCUUUCUUGGCCCAAUAUGCCCGUUUCUUCACUGCCGAUUCCAGCUUGCGUGAAGUUUUAGCCCAAAAAAUUCCCGCUGAACAGGAACGCGUCAAGAAUUUCAGGAAGCAAUAUGGUUCCUUCAAAAUGGGUGAAACUACCAUCGAUAUGAUGUACGGUGGUAUGCGUGGUAUCAAAGCUUUGGUUACUGAAACCUCCGUCUUAGAUGCUGAUGAAGGUAUCCGUUUCCGCGGCCUUUCCAUUCCCGAAUGCCAAAAGGUAUUGCCCGCUGCUGAGGGUGGUGCUGAACCAUUGCCUGAAGGUCUUUUCUGGCUCUUGAUGACCGGUGAUGUCCCCACCAAGGCUCAAGUCAAGCAAUUGUCCCGCGAAUGGGCUGAACGCGCUGCCUUGCCCCAACAUGUUGUUACUAUGUUGAACAACUUCCCCACCACCUUGCAUCCCAUGUCCCAAUUUUCGGCUGCCAUCACUGCCUUGAACCACGACAGUAAAUUCGCCAAGGCCUACUCAGAGGGUGUCCACAAGUCCAAGUACUGGGAAUACGUCUAUGAAGACAGCAUGGACUUGAUUGCCAAGUUGCCCGUUGUCGCUGCCACCAUCUACUGCAACACCUACCGCAAUGGCAAGGGUUCCAAGACCAUCGAUCCCAAUUUGGAUUGGUCCGCCAACUUCGUCAAGAUGUUGGGCUAUGACGAUCCCCAAUUCACCGAAUUGAUGCGUCUCUACUUGACCAUCCACAGUGACCACGAAGGUGGCAACGUAUCUGCCCACACUGUUCACUUGGUUGGCUCCGCUUUGAGCGAUCCCUACCUCUCCUUCGCCGCCGGUAUGAACGGUUUGGCCGGUCCCCUGCACGGUUUGGCCAACCAAGAAGUCUUGGUUUGGUUGCGCAAAUUGCAAAGAGAAGCCGGUAACAACCCCUCUGAGGAACAACUUAAGGACUACAUCUGGAAGACCCUCAAGUCCGGCCAAGUCGUUCCCGGCUACGGUCAUGCUGUACUCCGCAAAACAGAUCCCCGCUACACCUGCCAACGCGAGUUCGCCCUCAAGCAUCUGCCCAACGAUGAACUCUUCCAAUUGGUUUCCAAGAUCUACAAGGUCGUGCCACCAAUCCUAACUGAAACCGGCAAGGUCAAGAACCCAUGGCCCAAUGUAGAUGCUCACUCCGGUGUCUUGUUGCAAUACUACGGCAUGAAGGAAAUGAACUACUACACUGUCUUGUUCGGCGUCUCCCGUGCUCUCGGUGUGUUGGCCUCCCUCAUCUGGGAUCGUGCUUUGGGCUUGCCCAUCGAACGUCCCAAGUCCUUGUCCACAGACAUGCUCAUGAAGAUGGUUAAGAAGUAAAUUAUUAACAAAUACCGUACACAGUAAUAAAACCAAAAACUAUUUCUAAAACAACAACAACAACAAAAAUAUCCAUCAAGUCCUGGAACUCGUCAAAAUUGUUCGAAAGUAUACACACUGAUUUAGAAUUAUUUUGAUUGUAUUGCUAUGAUGCGUGGAUAUAACUAGAGAAGAAACCACAACAACAACAAAACACAUUUACUUAACGAAUUAAUGAUUAAUUAAUUUUAAUUUAAUUUAAAUAAUACAACAAACAACAAAAAAUAAAAACCCCUAAAAUAAACCAAAA
This is a messenger RNA of Musca vetustissima, 1769 nucleotides long. It is a transcript of the gene kdn, whose product is annotated as probable citrate synthase, mitochondrial. The record is from RefSeq and is a predicted model, not a curated record. NCBI's taxonomy places the organism in Eukaryota, Metazoa, Arthropoda, Insecta, Diptera, Muscidae. The transcript has 4 exons. The coding region runs from base 86 to 1480 and encodes 464 amino acids. Gene Ontology annotation, biological process: citrate metabolic process; carbohydrate metabolic process; tricarboxylic acid cycle. Gene Ontology annotation, cellular component: mitochondrial matrix.